UAUUCAAAAUCAUUGCGGCCACGUUGCCUUGGCAACGAAUAGGCAAACAAACGAAUUCGUAACUUUGACGAUUUUCAGAAGAAGUCUUAUAGUCAUAAUGUUUUUACUGGACAGAUUGCUGCCCUUUAUAUUUAGCUAUAUAAGGCCGUUUAUUAAAUGGUUUUUGCACGCCUUUACCCGACUAUCGGAGCUGCAGAGAAUCUGCUAUGGAGCCCGGGCGGGGGCCAGUCGGACGCGACAAGUGGAAAGAUCCCUGACAUUGUCCAAAUCGUAUGAAAUAAAGCGCGUGGUUCACGACCUGGACGAGGUAGCACCCUAUGCUGACAACAGGAAUCUCCUGGAGUUCUCCUUCCGUGCCGCACGCGUUGUUAUGCAGGCAAAGCGCAUUAAAAACAAUGUCCAUCCGGACUUUUCCCGACUCUUUAUCAAUUGUGUGUCCACCAUUUGGGGCUACAGGCGUCUGAUGUACCAGAUAGAGCAACUGCGGGCCGAGAAAUACGAUUCGGAUAACCCCGAGCACGAAUACAAGCUGUUGGAGCUUUGGCAACUGCUGAUGCCAGAGGCGCCGCUAACUGGACGCGUAAGCAAACAAUGGCAAGACAUUGGCUUCCAGGGCGAUGAUCCCAAGACGGAUUUCCGAGGCAUGGGCAUGCUCGGACUGGAAAAUUUGCUGUAUUUCGCCAGCGCCUACAACGAUGCCGCGAAGCAUGUGCUGCUCCACUCGAUGCAUCCCACACGCGGUUACACUUAUGCAAUUGUUGGCAUCAAUCUUACUUCGAUGGCCUACAAUCUAGUGAAGACCGGCCAAGCAAAGACACACUUCUAUAAUGUGGUGGCCCUGCAUAAGCAGGACUUUAACACUAUAGAGGAUUUCCAUAAAUUGUAUUGCUACCUAUUCUUUGAAUUUGAUCGAUUCUGGAUGGAAAGCGAUCCGCGCAAUAUAAUGGAUUUUCGUGAGAUCUAUCAGGCGUUUGAAAUCACCAAAUUAGAGGCCCUGCACAAUGAGAAUACAAUUUUUAAAACUAAUUUGGUUGUAGAAUCCGUCUAAAAAAUAUGUGUAAAUAUAUGGCAAUGAAGUAGA
Molecule: messenger RNA, 1081 nt
Organism: Drosophila persimilis
Lineage: Eukaryota; Metazoa; Arthropoda; Insecta; Diptera; Drosophilidae
Product: ELMO domain-containing protein 2
Exons: 2
Coding region: 98-1048 (316 amino acids)
Molecular function (GO): GTPase activator activity
Source: RefSeq, a predicted model, not a curated record